Xenopus tropicalis (tropical clawed frog) is the source of this 1122-nucleotide messenger RNA. It is a transcript of the gene gmnn, whose product is annotated as geminin, DNA replication inhibitor. Gene Ontology annotation, biological process: regulation of DNA replication. Gene Ontology annotation, cellular component: nucleus. Lineage: Eukaryota; Metazoa; Chordata; Amphibia; Anura; Pipidae. The record is from RefSeq and is a predicted model, not a curated record. The transcript is spliced from 7 exons. Bases 122 to 781 code for a protein of 219 amino acids.
UUUUUGUCGUACGUAUUUCUGCCUGCCUUGUCGGUGGCUUGGAUACACCUGUCUCUUAUUUACCGUGGGCAAUACGAAUUAUAGGGAAAAGCGUGUGAUUGAAAUCACUGGAAAGGCUAAUAUGAAUACCAACAUGAAGCAGCGAUUGGAUGCUGAGCAGCCUACCAUGUCUAUUAAGAGCUACUUAGUGAAUAAAACAAACGAGGCGCUUGCACCAAGAAGAACACUUAAAGUGAUUCAGCCCUCUGCAUCUGGGUGCCUUGUUGGAAGGACCAAAGAGCCUGUCAAAAACUCGACAAAAAGAAAGCUAUGGAAUGAUCAGCUGACUUCAAAAAAGGCUAAAGUUGAGGUGGCUGUUGAUCUAGAGCACAGAGAAAACAAAGAUUGUUCAUCUGAAGCUUAUGACCUUAUGAUAAAAGAAACCCCUACUUAUCUCUACUGGAAGGAGGUUGCAGAGGAACGAAGAAAGGCCCUCUAUGAAGCAUUACAGGAAAAUGAGAAGCUGCAUAAAGAAAUAGAACUUAAAGAUGAAGAAAUUGGACGUUUGAAACAAGAAAAUGAUGAAUUAAUGGAACUUGCUGGGCAUGUACAGUACAUGGCUAAUAUGAUUGAGAGACUCACUGGAAAUGCACCACGAAGCCUUGAAGACUUAAAGAAUCUGGAUUUAGAAGAAGCAAGGUUUGAAGAUGAAGCAGACAUGGCAGACGGAAGGCUUGAAGAUGAGACAGACAUGGCUCAGCCCUCAACUUCUGGUCAGAAUAUGGAUGAACAAACUGUCUAGGCUGUGAAUUACAAAAUUUGAGACUUUUUUAAGAAGUGGCCUGUAACAUUUCUAAAGAUGUCCUGAUCAGUGGAGGGUGGGCAAAGUGUCCCUUUGUAUUUGUCCAUGCUGUUGGGAAGGGUUUCUUCAUUUCAGUGAAACAGACCUUAAACUGCAAGUUUUGGCAUCUGAUGAAAGAAAGUUCUGUAUCUUGCUAUAUCUAGCUGCUUGCCAAUUUUUUUAAAAUUGGUCACUUGUCUAACAAAUACUAUGUAUUUCUUUAUUGUAAAUAGUUUUUAACUUGCCAGCCUUUUAUGUGAGGUGAUUGUACAUACUUGAAUAAACUUCAGUUUGAACAUGUG